AUGCCCAAAUCGCCCUUUCGCCGCAAGCCCGCCGCCCACGCUCCCUCGUCCCUCUUCCGCUACCUGUUCCCCAGGAGUCGAGCACGCGCCCGCCUUCACCUUUCCAAACUCCGCCACGAGACAUUUCCGUCGCUCAAGCAGAACGCCAAGUCGCGCAUAUACAAAUACAUCGUCUAUCGCCAGGCUGUCAAGGCGCGAGGAAAACAGACCAUCUUCCAGCGCCUACGGGGCUACACACGGAGGUUGAGUGGCCGCAGCUACCUGGAAGAUGCCGCAAGGUUGCGACGACAACAGAUAGCCAAGCGUCCUGGAAACACAGAAUCGGGCAGUCGAGCAAUGACGUACCAAGAGAGCUACGAGGCGCGGGAGCCUGGCACACGGAGACGCAAGCUGGCGGGCUACCUGAAGGCUGCAAAUGAACUCCGACAGACAUAUACGCAACAGUAUGCGUCCAACUGGAGUACCAAGGAAGCACAAUACGACUACGAAGACGACACGCCGGGCGGCUUUCCAGAUGCAGCCGUCGUCAGAAGCGGCCGCGAGGAGAUGAUACUCUUUCCUAGCUAUGCUAGGAGGCACAUAAAGAGGAAGCCAGAAGCACAACCAGGCACUAUACAAGAGACUGAGGGUGAAGGACGCGACGUUCGAGACUCAACCGGCGCCGGUGACGCCGAAUUUUGGAAGCAGCAAUGGAACAACUACGAGGACGACAAUGCAGUAGUUGACGUUGAUGUUCGUGGCUGGAUAUACUCACCGCACAGGGGGCAGAUGUCGCGGAAGCAGAGGCUGUUCAUUGGACUUGCACGCCAGCUUGUUGGCGUACAGGCGCCUGCUACGCCCUCCACUUCGUCUGGAGAUAAUAGCCGGGAUACAAGCCCGCAACGGCAUGGCUUUCGCGAACGGGCCCACUUGCGCGACGCUCAGCAGGACGAGGCCAUUGCGGCCAAGGAAGCUGAGGAAAUUCUACGCCGUGGCGAGAGAGAGGCAAGGGCGGCGGCACGCGGUGCUUACAGUGAGAAGCCUGCUAAAGACAUGGACGAUACACAAUUAUAUCGAACAGAGACCGGGAGCAGCACGCGUCCCAACAAUGGCAGGACCCAUCAACUCGCCCAUAGCACAUCCAAAGAUUCGAUGAGAAGUGAGGCCAGCAUCAAACCGUUGCAGAAACGAGGGUCAUGGAACCAGCCGUCUGAAAUGAGCCCGUCUGAACUCGCCGAGGCCAACGCCAGGCUGAUGGCUCGCCUGCGACACUUUCUUGCAAUACCAAUGGCCAACACACCCAUCAGUGUCUUCUUCUACAACGAGAAUAUAUCCAAACAGAGGACUGUGUACACCGAUGCUGCAGGACAUUUCAGUAUGAGCGCGGCUUUGGAUUUUGUGCCCACCCACGUUCGCAUCUUAGCAUCAGACAAGCUCUCGGCAACAGAAGAAGUAAUCGUUACUGCCUCGCAGGGAAUCAGUGUCAUCAGUGACAUCGACGACACAAUAAAGCACUCCGCUAUUGGUAGCGGCGCCCGCGAGAUCUUUCGUAAUGUUUUCAUCCGCGAUCUUGUCGAUCUCACUAUCGAUGGUGUCAGAGAGUGGUACAACAGAAUGGCGGAGCUGGGGGUCAAAUUCCACUACGUCUCCAACUCGCCCUGGCAGCUGUACCCUGUCAUCUCAAAAUACUUCGAGUUAGCUGGAUUACCCCCCGGCUCGUUCCAUUUGAAACAAUACAGCGGCAUGCUUCAGGGAAUAUUCGAGCCCGUGGCUGAGAGAAAGAAGGUUACUUUGGACAAGAUCGCAAGAGAUUUUCCAGAGCGAAAUUUCAUAUUAAUCGGAGAUAGUGGUGAGGCUGAUCUGGAAGUUUAUACCGACUUCGUACUAGAGAACCCAGGGCGAGUCGUUGCCGUCUUCAUUCGCGAUGUCACCACAACAGAUAGUCCAGGCUUCUUCGACCCUUCUACUGGAUUUUCACCAGGUGAUCACUCUUCGUCAUCGACCCAGCGUACCAGUGGAGGGAGCUCGGCUGCUUCUACUAAGGCUCGACCGCCGUCUGAAGAAACCGAUCCUGAACUGAGAGCUGCUAUUGCAGCAUCAUUACGUGACAUGGAUGCGGACAAUAGCAAGCGUUCUAAGUCAACAUUUCCGCAGACCAACAAUGAGCAACAGCCGAAGUUGCCUGCAAGGAAGCCCUCUUCGCAAAGUAUAUCACCGAGAGAUUCUCCGGCCAAUUUAAUAGACCUAUCAUCCGACGAUGAAGUAGACGAUUCGUCUGCCCUUAGGAAAUUCAACAGCGAAACUCAGGCUGACAACGAAAGACACCGUUCGUCAGCCGGAUCGAAUGUGAGUACGAAGUUUGCGCCUGCGCCUCCCAAGAAGCCAGUCGCAUUACGAAGCCCAUCGAGCGAAUCUACGUCUUUCAAUACCCUGUCCUCCUCCAACCCACGACCACAGCCACCAAAACCUCGAAAGACCUCGACAGCAGUCGGUCAAUCCAGCCCACUAGCACAGCAAGAUCAUGCCACAAAGAGCGCAAACACUUCAGCACCUUUUAGACCUCCGGUGGGCCCCAAGCCGUCCGUAAGCUUCCAGAGCCAAGCAUCACAAGAUCAGCAGUCGUACGCUGGCAUGGCUCGGGAUAAGCUGUGGUCCGUCUACAGUAAUUUGCCUGCGUUGCGAUCAACGGAAGAGCCUGGCUCCAAUGCGUCCAGUCUAGAUGUCACUGGUGUUCGUAAAGGCCCGCCUCCACCUCCACCUCGUCGUGGUAAUCGCGAUACAGCUUCAAGCGCAGCAUCUUACGUGAGCUCCAAAGCAUCGUCAGCAUGGCAACACGCUCCCUCAAUGCCAUAUCACACUCGUCCACAGGUCACGUCUGCGCAAACAUCUCAGCCUUUCUCUACUGCUGUGCCGCGACAAGGUAUCAAUCGCACCAGUACCGGUAGUACGCUGAGUGGUGCUGCAGGCGAGCAGUACGGCACGAAGAAGGAGCAGCUUUGGCGCCAGAGAUGGGCGCACGCGGAACAAGUCCUCGGCGAGCAGGGUGUAAUACUUCGAGGAUGGAGGGUUGGAAGCGACAUUAUGGGUGAGGCAGAGAGUAUAGUCAAAGAUGCAGAGAAGAAAUUCAAGCGAGAUGAGCGACGAAGUGAAGGACUUAUCCAUAUCAAGUUUGACAAUACGCAUUUUGAAAUUAGGCUGACUAUGAAUGUUCCCCUGCACAGGCCGUCUAGCAAGGGAAAACCAACAGAUCCUAAGCUCAGGGAGAAAGUGAAGGAGGAGGUCAAGAACGAGACGAAUAAGGACGGAGGUGGAAAGGGACAAUGGAGCGCAUGGAAGGCUAGCAAGCUAUCUAAAGAGUACGAAAAGAAGGGUGGGGGUUACGAGAACGAAGCUGGAAGCAAGAACGAGCCGAAGAAGGGGGCUCCACAACAGAAGUCUAAAGGCAAGAAGAAGGCCGAAGAAAAGGAAGAGAAACAGGAGGAUAAGAAGGAAGAGACAGAGAAACCAAAGGAGGAGGAGCCGUCGAAAGAAGACGACAAAGACGAGGGAAAGAAGGAGGAUGACGAGGAGAAGGAGAACAAAGAUGGUGAGGAGCAACAGGAAGAAGAAGAGGAGGCUCCUCCAAGUGCGCAGAAGCCCAAGGCCAACACCGGCGCAAAGAAGACGGGUGCCAAAGCUGGUGCUAAGAAAGCAGAGAAAUCUGCCGAACCCAAGAAGUCAGCCGCACCGAAGAAGGAAGCAAAGGAGAGGACAGAGGGAACGAGAAAGUCAACAAGGGUUGCUGGGAAGAGGAAGACGUAUGACGAAGAUGAAGAUGACGGUGAGGAAGAGGAGAAGUCAACCAAGGCCAAAGCGAAGAAGAGCAAGGCUUGA
This is a messenger RNA of Alternaria postmessia, 3852 nucleotides long. RefSeq lists its product as uncharacterized. The transcript has 3 exons. Gene Ontology annotation, cellular component: actin cortical patch. The coding region runs from base 1 to 3852 and encodes 1283 amino acids. The record is from RefSeq and is a predicted model, not a curated record. Gene Ontology annotation, molecular function: phosphatidate phosphatase activity. Lineage: Eukaryota; Fungi; Ascomycota; Dothideomycetes; Pleosporales; Pleosporaceae.